Molecule: messenger RNA, 3624 nt
Organism: Microcebus murinus (gray mouse lemur)
Lineage: Eukaryota; Metazoa; Chordata; Mammalia; Primates; Cheirogaleidae
Source: RefSeq, a predicted model, not a curated record
GUCAUGCAGGAACAAAAUGCCAAUGACCAAUCCAGAGCCCUGAGAGACUCUCGGCUCUUUCUGUCCCGCCCUUCCGUAACGUGUCUUGAUCUGGUAUUCUGAAAGGCUAUCGCUCGGCGUCAGCGGUCGGUUUCCGUGGCGACAGGAAAGCGCGGGAAUUACAGAUAAAUUGAAACUGCGACUGCGCGGCUUAGCUCGCUGAAACGUUCUGGACCAAGGACAGUCCGGGGGGCCUGUUGGAUACUGGGCCCCGGGGCCCAGGAGCCCGGACACAUUGCUCUGGGUAAAGGUUGUAGAAUCCCGGGGAACGGAGAGGGGCCCAAAGGCCUUUCCGGGCGACAGGCAGGAAACAGUUCAUCAGAACAGAAAAAUGGAUUUAUCUGCAGUUCCCGUUCAAGAAGUACAAAAUGUCCUUAAUGCUAUGCAGAAAAUCUUAGAGUGCCCAAUCUGAUUUUGCAUGCUGAAACUUCUCAACCAGAAGAAAGGGCCAUCACAAUGUCCUUUGUGUAAGAAUGAUAUAACCAAAAGAAGCCUACAAGAAAGUACAAGAUUUAGUCAACUUGUUGAAGAACUAUUGAAUAUCAUUCAUGCUUUUGAGCUUGACACAGGAUUGCAGUGUAAGUGUUGCAUGGGCCCAGAAGCCAAUGCUCAAGUAGCUGUCCAUGAAAACUCAGAAAGUUUGCAUGUUUAUUUCCUGACUAGCGCAGGAGGAUCGCUUGAGGUCAGGCGACAGAGUGAACCUGAAAAUCCUACCUUGCAGGAAACCAGUCUCAGUGUCCAGCUCUCUAACCUUGGAAUUGUGAGACCUCUGAGGACAAAGCAGCAGAUAAAAUCUCAGAAUAAGUCUGUCUACAUUGAAUUGGGAUCUGAUUCUUCUGAAGAUACAGUUAAUAAGGCAAGUUAUUGCAGUGUGGGAGACGAAGAGUUGUUAAAAAUCACCCCUCAAGGAGCCAAGGCUAAAACCAGUUUGGAUUCUGCAAAAAAGGCUGCUUGUGCGUUUUCUGAGAAGGACAUAACAAGUAUUGAACAUCAUCAAGCCAGUAAUAACGAUUUGAACACCAUUAAGAAGCAUGCAACUGAGAUGCAUCCAGAAAAGUAUCAGGGUGAAGCAGCAUCUGGAUAUCAGAGUGAAACAAGCUUCUCUGAAGACUGUUCAGGACUGUCCUCUCAGAGUGAUAUUUUAACCACUCAGCAGAGGGAUACCAUGCAAGAUAACCUGAUAAAGCUCCAGCAAGAAAUGGCUGAACUGGAAGCUGUGUUAGAGCAGCACGGGAGCCAGCCUUCUAACAGCUCCCCUUCCCUCAUAGCUGACUCUUGUGCCCCUGAUGACCUGCUAAAUCUGGAACAAAACCCAUCAGAAAAAGUAUUAACUCCACAGAAAAGUAGUGAUUAUCCUGUAAGCCAAAAUCCAGAAAGCCUUUCUGCUGACAAGUUCCAAGUAUCUCCAUAUAGUUCUACCAGUAAAACUAAAGAACCAAGAGCUGAAAGGUCUUCCUCUUCUAAGUCUCAGUUGUCGGAUGAUAGGUGGUACAUGGACAGCCACUCUGGGAGUCUUCAGAACAGAAUCUGCCUGUCUCAGGAGGAGCUCGUUAAGGUUGUUGAUGUGGAGGAGCAACAACUGGAAAAGUCUGAGCCAUAUGAUUUAAUGGAGCAGUCUUCUUUGCCAAGGCAAGAUCUAGAGGGAACCCCUUGCCUGGAAUCUGGAGUCUGCCUCUUCUCUGAUGACCCUGAAUCUAAUCCUUCAGAAGACAAAGCCCCAGACUCGGCUCCUGUUUGCAGCAUGCCAGCUUCAACUUCUGCAUUGAAAUUACCCCAAUUUCAAGUUGCAGAUUCUGACAUGAGUCUAGCCGCUACUCAUAAUACUGAGACUGUGAAGGAAGAAAGUAUGAACAAGGAGAAGCCAGAAUUGACAUCGUCAACAGAAAGGGUCAACAAAAGAAUAUCCAUGGUGGUAUCAGGCUUGACCCCAAAAGAAUCUAUGCUUGUGCACAAGUUUGCCAGAAAACACCACAUCACUUUAACGAAUCUAGUUACUGAAGAGACUACUCAUGUUGUUAUGAAAACAGAUACUGAGUUUGUGUGUGAACGGACACUGAAAUAUUUUCUGGGAAUUGCAGGAGGAAAAUGGGUAGUUAGCUAUUUCUGGGUGACCCAGUCAAUUAAAGAAAAAAAGAUGCUGGAAGAGCAUGAUUUUGAAGUCAGAGGAGAUGUGGUCAACGGAAGAAACCACCAAGGUCCAAAGCGAGCAAGAGAAUCCCAGGACAGAAAGAUCUUCAGAGGCCUAGAAAUCUGUUGCUAUGGGCCCUUUACCAACAUGCCCACAGAUCAACUGGAAUGGAUGGUGCAGCUGUGUGGGGCUACUGUGGUGAAGGAGCUGUCAUCAUUCACCCUUGGCACAGAUGUUCACCCAGUUGUGGUUGUGCAGCCAGAUGCCUGGACAGAGGACAAUGGCUUUCAUGCAAUUGGGCAGAUGUGUGAAGCACCUGUCGUGACCCGAGAGUGGGUGUUAGACAGCGUAGCACUGUACCAGUGCCAGGAGCUGGACACCUACCUGAUACCUCAGAUCCCCCACAGCCACUGCUGAUUAUAGCCAGCCACAUGUAUAGGGCUAUGGGGCCCUAAGAAUGAGCUUCCAGGCCCUGGGAGCUCCUCUCACUCUUCAGUUCUUCUGUAGCCCUGGUUGCUAAAUAUUUGAUGUAUAUCAGUCUGAAAAGAACUUCUGGCUACGUGAGGGUCCCUUAAAGAUUUUUUGCUUCAUGUCUCCCUUUGAAAUCUGCCAAGAGUACAAAAUUGUACUUUUUCACCUAAGAAGAUUUUAAAACCAUUUAAACCCUACCAAUUGAGCAAGAUGCUGAUUCAUUAUUUAUCAGCCCAUUCCUCCUACCAGGGCUGUUGGCACAGAGUGGCUUGACUUCAAGAGAAUAGCUGGUUUCCCUAAGUUUGUUUCUCUAAAGCCCUAUGUUCACAAAGGCCAAGAGUCAGACCCUUCUAUGAAAGGAGAGUGCUUGGGAUCUGUUAUGUGACUUAGAAGAGUCCUUGGACAACUCUCAAAUGUUGGAGUGGAGCACUAGGGAAAAAAUUCUGAGGCAGGUAGUGGAUGUGAACAUGAAGCUUAAGGUUAAUUAGAAGAGAUCUCCAAAAGUCUGGGCUUAUAGUUUCUGGAUAUCUAAAAAAUGUGCUCUGAAAUAACAGAAUAUAUUCAAGAACCAGUGUGCAGAGAGAGUAUUCUAAAUUCCCCAUUAGUAAUAAAUAAAAUGUUUAUUGUUGUAGCUCUGGUACGUAACCCAUUCCUCUUAAAAUAUAAGAUCUCUGGUAUGAAUAUUUCAUGUCUAUAAAAUGACUGAUCCCACCAGGAAAGGAGCUGUUGCUUUCUUUAAGGUAAUUUUUUCCCUUUGCUCCCUAUUGCUGAACUGUACAGCUUCAUGAAUAAUUUUGCUUGCUGAAGGAAGAGAAAGUGUUUUUCAUAAACUCAUCUUCCAGGACUGUUUAUAGCUGUUGGAAGGACUAGGUCUUCCCUACCCCCCAUUGUGUAAGGGUAGUGCAGACUUGAUUGUACAAAAUAUGUUUUGUAAAUGUUGUGCUGUUAACACUGCAAAUAAACUUGGUAGCAAACACUUCCACCAA